Molecule: messenger RNA, 219 nt
Organism: Aspergillus tubingensis
Lineage: Eukaryota; Fungi; Ascomycota; Eurotiomycetes; Eurotiales; Aspergillaceae
Exons: 3
Coding region: 1-219 (72 amino acids)
Source: RefSeq, a predicted model, not a curated record
AUGUACUCUAAGUACUGCACGCAAGACCCUCUGCGACUCAUCCUAUCAUCCCCGGUCCCUGCGCGCAUCCGAUUUUCUACGGUCGGAGACUGCAGAAUAGCUCCUCCGUCACGGCUGUUUGAUUCCCUGUUUUCAAGUGCCGUUUUUGCGCGCGCGCGCAAAACUCCGCCUACCCUUGUUUGGGGUCGCGAGUGCGUCGCUUUUGAACAAGUCCACUGA